ACCACGUGAUUCAAGUCUUAUGACCUGAUGACGUAAUCCAAGUGCGAGCAGAAGGAAAGAAGUUGGCGCUAAUUCGGGCUAACUUUUAGGCUUAGUUUUAGCUCUUUAAGUCGCAUUGUUUGGUUCUCUAACAGACAUUCCAUAAUGACGGACAAACCGCCUCCAUAUGCGCCACCAGAAUACAACGGUGGAUAUCAGAACCAGGGGUACGCACAGAUGGGGCCGGGUUAUCAGCCACAGCAGCCCGGGUACCCUGGGGGGUACGGCACAGGAGCACCCCCGGGCUACCAGCCCCUGCCCCAGGGGAUGUCACAACCCUCGUACAUGGGUACACAGACGACAGUUACAGUCCAGCCACAGCCAACAACAUCAGUGGUGGUAGUAGGUGAGUGUUCAGUGGGUGCCCCAGCAUGCAGAGUUGGCGUACUGGAAGACGACUACACGUGUCUCGGAAUCUGCUGCGCCAUCGUUUUCUUCCCGAUCGGGCUCCUGUGCUGCCUUGCGCUGAGACAGAGGAGAUGUCCCAACUGUGGGGCCAUCUUCGGCUAACUGUCCGUCGGUCACUGUCAGUGUGCUUGUAAUGUAUAUACAACAAGAUGUCUGAUGAAAUCUAUCCACGAAGAUAUGUGAAGCGUUUCAUGCACUGGGUAUCACACCAGGGUUUUACCUGCAUAUCUGUGCAGCUACACUAUGUAUCACACCAAUGUUUGCCCCUGCAUACAUGUGUAGCAUUUCUUACACUGGGUUUCACACCAGGGUUUUUCCUAUAGCCAAUGAUUUUUUUCUGUCAACUCAUCAAACCCAUACCUAAUGAGUUGACCUAACUUUUCAUCCUAAACACAUCAAUUUUGUCUGUGAUGAUGAUGGAGUUGUCAAAAUGUUUGCCCGCCACUAGCAACCAAAUUCUGUCAAAAAUGGAAUGACAUUGACUCUGUGUCCACUAAAAGUCUUUUCCCCCAUUACAAUGUCCUUAAACCACGAGAUGUUCAUCAGUAGUGUAGAAAAAAAAGAAAUUAUAUGCUGUAUGAAAUGCAUUCUUUACUCCUCUAUUAAACCACCAAUCAUACCAGAAUGUACUGCAUUUGACUUUCAGGGUUAAAUUUGUAAACCUUUAGCUUCUGAGAUGGCUAAAGGACUGUCCCUUUUGUGAACAAUUUAUAAUCACUACUUAGAUUGCUAAUGGACUGUCUCUUUUGUGAUGAAGCAUAUCUUCACUAAGAUACUUUAGAGUUGUGGGUUUUGGAGGUGGUGGGCAAAAUUGAUAUAACAAAACAUGGAUUUUUAACACAUAUACAUCCUUCUGCCACAGUUAACCAUUACACAUCUAUAAAAGCUGCAGUAUCAUAAAUAGUCGAUUAUGUAAUAACUUACGCCUGUGUGGAGGAAUAUUUUGGCAGUUAGAAACGAAGUUCUGCUUUCUGAAUGCUUAUUCAGAAAACGCAUUCAGAAAACUUGUGUUGUAAUGUAUGAUAUUAAUGACUUGAUAUCUUAGUGUCGAAAUAAUAAAUCAUUGUAUUUUCAUGGCCACCACAGAAUAAUAAAGUUGAAAUAUUCCUAUGUAAAGAUUUUAUGAAUACUCAAGUGUCACUAACACUUUGGGAGGCCAGUCUUGUGUCUUUUCAUAAAAGAUGUUUUACACAACAAAGUUUGUGAAUUAAUGUAUGAAGCAGCUAUCAUAUCACUAAGUGGAGUAUACAAGAGACGAAAAGAAUGCAGGAAGACUAAUAUUAUUUUUAAUACUAAAUGAUUAAUG
Molecule: messenger RNA, 1753 nt
Organism: Branchiostoma belcheri (Belcher's lancelet)
Lineage: Eukaryota; Metazoa; Chordata; Leptocardii; Amphioxiformes; Branchiostomatidae
Product: brain protein I3-like
Exons: 4
Coding region: 145-549 (134 amino acids)
Source: RefSeq, a predicted model, not a curated record